AAGCAUCAAUGUGGCUGGAAAAAUAGUGACACACACACACAGAAGUGUCUGAGAGUGUUCCAAUGUAGUAGAGACUGUGGAGGGUGCUUUACCCAGUUACACAGCCUGAAAAAAACAUCACACCAUUCAAAGUGUGCGCGCAAAAGGCUUCAAACUGGAGAGACAUGAAGACACCAGGUCCACGGUGAAACCGUGGAAGUGUGCGGACUGUGGGAAGGGAUUCAAUUACCCUUCUCGGCUGGAGUUUCACCGUCGGACUCACACUGGGGAGAGGCCGUGGAAGUGCGAGGACUGCGGGAAGUGAUUUAAUUAUCGUCACCUGCUGGAAACCCAUCACCGCAGUCACAUGGGGGAGAAGCCGUUCGUCUGUUCGGAGUGCGGGAAGGCGUUCACUCAGUCGGCCUGCCUGAUGUCGCACCAGCGGACCCACACGGAGGAGAGGCCCUUCCGCUGCCCCUCCUGUGGGAAGAGGUUCAGGCAGUCAUACCACCUCACGGAGCACCAGCGGGCUCACACCAGGGAGAGGCCGUUCACCUGCUCCGAGUGCGGGAAGGGCUUCACCGUGUCGUCGCACCUGCUGAAGCACUGGCGGGUCCACACCGGCGAGAGGCCGUUCACCUGCCCCGAGUGCGGGAAACGCUUCGCUCAGUCGGCCAACCUGAUGUCGCACCGGCGCACCCACACGGAGGAGAAGUCGUUCAGCUGUGCCCACUGCGGGAAAAGGCUUCAAGUCCGCGUCCGAAAUGACCACGCACCGCCGGGUUCACACCGGGGAGAAGCCGUUCGCCUGCUCCAUCUGCGGGAAGCGGUUCACCCAGUCGUCCCACUGCCUGAUACACCAGCGAAUCCACACUCUCACGAGAAGCCAUUCAGCUGCGCCUCCUGCGGGAAGAGCUUCAAACAUUCAGGCAACCUCAAAGCACACCAGCGAGUCCACACCGGGGAGAGGCCGUUCACUUGCACCGUGUGCGGGAAGGGAUUCCCUUGGUUAUCCAGCCUCUUGCGAGACCGGCAAGUUCAUAAGUGACUGUGGACUCUGAAUUGCGCUGUUAGUUAUGGGUGUGUUUCAGCUGAUAUUAACAGCACUGUAACCAGUCUCAGUUGAACGUUCUGGGUGGUGUCACUGAAGUUCAGAGCUGUAUUGUUCAUUUUGCCAUCUGUAAUCUUCCCUGUUGAUUCAAGAGCUCUCAAGAGUUAUUCAGUUGCCACAACUUUUAAAUCCUGAGUGGAUCUUUGCUGCAAAAUCUACAAUCAAUGAUCACCAAAAAAACUCUCCUGGACCACCCACGCUGAUGCGACUGUCAAGGAGAC
This is a messenger RNA of Rhincodon typus (whale shark), 1311 nucleotides long. RefSeq names its product gastrula zinc finger protein XlCGF8.2DB-like. The record is from RefSeq and is a predicted model, not a curated record. The coding region runs from base 347 to 1027 and encodes 226 amino acids. Gene Ontology annotation, molecular function: DNA-binding transcription factor activity, RNA polymerase II-specific; RNA polymerase II cis-regulatory region sequence-specific DNA binding. The transcript has a single exon. Gene Ontology annotation, biological process: regulation of transcription by RNA polymerase II. Gene Ontology annotation, cellular component: nucleus. NCBI's taxonomy places the organism in Eukaryota, Metazoa, Chordata, Chondrichthyes, Orectolobiformes, Rhincodontidae.